This is a messenger RNA of Closterium sp. Naga37s-1, 3378 nucleotides long. The record is from the annotation of a GenBank genome assembly. Lineage: Eukaryota; Viridiplantae; Streptophyta; Zygnematophyceae; Desmidiales; Closteriaceae.
AUGUUCGUCACUCUAUCCAUUCGCGACGGUACGCACGCCCCACCCAAAUCCGGUAGCUUCGUCUUCGCUUGUGUGCGCAUCACCCUCCGCCUUUACCCGCGUGUGUGCGCAUCACCCUCCGCCUUUACCCCAGGCACGGCCCAAGCGGUUCAACAGCACCUCACGCGCCGGGCGCUGGUGGCGCCCCUCGCGUCGCAGCGCGCGUGGCAGAGCCACACGGCGGCCAUCCCGCUGGCGGUAGCGUUCUCCGAGACUGUGUGGCAACAGCGGCACGAGAUGGUGCUGUUCUGCUGUGGGACCUUCGCACCUCCUCCCACCCUACCGGAGCCAUACCGCGGGCACAUCUCCCCGAAACCACCCGCCCCUCAUGGCGCCACCCGCUGCUGCUGCCCCCUUUUCCCCUUAUCCCUCCACCAAAUUCCCUCUUAUCUCCCACUAUUUUCCCCUCCCCUGUUCUGUUUCCCUUUCCCCACUUUUGUCCUUUCAUCCUGCUUCCCUCCCUGCCCUCCCCCCACGCUCUCCCUUCACGCCCACCAGCAGCAGCGCAAGGGCAAGCCUCAGCAGCAGCGGGCGCGCAUCCGCCCCGUGGUGGGGUGCUCUGUCACCGCUGUGCUCUUCUCCCUUGACGCCCGCAUGCUCUUCACUGCUGGCGCCUCUGAUGGAGCCAUCAAGUUUUGGGACACGCGGGCUUUGAAAGAGCCGCUCACCACCUUGUGCCCCAGCACCGCCCCUCACUUGCCCACCGCCACGCCGGCCCCUCACCAGUCCCCUCUCACGGGCACCCCAUGGCGGGUGAGGGGCAUCACCAGCCUCUCUCAGGACGCCUAUGGCUCGUGCCUCACUGCCUCGUGCACCAACGGCAGAGUGUACGUGGUGGACAUGAGUGCACCGCUGCCAUGCGUCUCGCACGCCCUGCAGGGCGCUCAGAUCGACUCAUUCUUUGUGGAGGCGAGCAUCAGCAGCGACGGCAGCCGGGUGGCUUGCGGUGGCAGUGACGGCAACAUCAACGUGUGGCAGCUGUCGUCCAAUGACGCGAUGCCAUCUGUCACCUUCCAGGCGCACCAGGGGGAGGUUACUGCCCUCCGCUGGUCACCUGUGGAUGGGGAUGCCAUGCUCUCUGCUGCGGAUGACUCCUCUGUAAGCCAUGCGUUCAUCGAUUUCAUAUUGCUAACGCAUGAUUCGUACAAGUGUACUUCUCUCGGCUUCUCCUGCGGACACAUUUCUCGCCUGCACUUCCCACAGAAAUUCACUCUUCUCACUCUCCUUGACAGAUUCGUCUCUCGCCUUUUCACAUUCUCUCAUUCAUAUUGCCCUCUUGUGCAUGGCGGCGUGCUGCCUCCCGAUUCUAAACUCCAACCACGUGUAGCCUGCUCCUAUUCCCCAAUUAAACCUUUCCUGCAAGCCACACUCCUCACACCCCUUUCUGCCUCUCCACCCCUUUUCCGCACCCUCACCUUGCCAUCCCCUCUCUAUCCCCCUUCACAGAUCGCCCUGCACACCCUCCAUCCGCUACCUCCCCACUCUCCUCCCUCCCGCCACCCCUCCUCGGCCUCUCACCACCUCCCUGGAAGGGUGACUAGGAACUGGCGUCCUGGCACCUCUGUGCUUGUGGGUUAUCAUAUGGAAGAAACAGAGGUAGCGGCAGCAGAGGCAGCACCGGCAGUAACAGCAGAUCUCCAAGCGAACCCAGCAGAAGCCAGAGUAACAGCACGGCUCCAAGCGACCGCAGCAGCAGCCAGAGUAGCAGCAGCAAAAGGCAUGGUUUCAGGGUGCCGUAAGAGGCGUAGGGCCGAGGAGCCUGCACGUGAUGCAGCUGCUGCUUCUGCUGCUGCUGGCAAUUGCGGGGCGAGCAUCGUUGAGCCAGGCACCAGUGCAGUGCCAGGAAGAGUGGUGACUGAAACCGCUGAAGCAGCCGAGGUAGCAGGAGCAGCAGAGAAGGCUGAUGCAGAAAUUAGGCUACCUGAAACCGCAGAGACAGGAGUUAAAGCAGCAGAGGCAGGUGAAGCAGCUCAAACCACAGCAGCACUGCCUCAAACAGCAGCACUGCCUCAAACAGCCACAGCAGCACUGCCUCAAACAGCAGCACUGCCUCAAACAGCCACAGCAGCACUGCCUCAAACAGCAGCACUGCCUCAAACAGCCACAGCAGCACUGCCUCAAACAGCAGCACUGCCUCAAACAGCCACCACAAUGACAGGACCACAGGCGGCACCACGUGAAGCAGCGGCGGAGAAACCUGAAGCAGCACAAGCGCAAGUCAAAGCAGCGGCAACACUACCUGAAACAGCCACCACGAGGUUAGCAUCCAACACAGGCUGUACUGACAUGGAGGUGGGCAAUGAUGGGAUGGCAGAGGACAGAUGUUGCACUGGGGACAUGCAUGCGGACACUGCAUGCCGGUCACACGGAGAGGGGCAAGGGGGAGACAAUAUGGAAACACAAGAUGAUUUGUGCAGUGCAGGUUUGCGUGUGGAUGCGGCAUGCCUGUCAGAUGAAGACAUGCGGGGCGAAGGCGAGGGGGCAAUGCAGGGCAAUCUAAUGGCCUGCCUGGAGCCGGGCAGGGUGCAGCGGCUGGUGCUGGCGGGCUCAGGCCUGAUGACGUCAGCGGAGGAGCAUGCAGCGGUGCUGGGCGAGUGGCAGGUGGAGCACAUUGCGGAGCUGCUGCUGCCCGAUGAUCCCCAGGGCGUUCAACGCCUCAUGCACCUCGCCUAUGCCCACGACGCGCCCUCCCUGCCUGCCUGGUUGCUGCGCUCGACUCAUGAGGUGGGUGGGUGGUGGUGGGGGUGGCGUAGGGAAGAGGGCGAGUGGCAGGUGGCGCACAUCGCGGAGCUGCUGCUGCCUGAUAAUCCCCAGGGCGUGCAACGGUUGAUGCACCUCGCUUAUGCCCAUGACGCGCCGAGCCUGCCCACAUGGGUGCUGCGCUCAACUCACGAGGUGAGUGGUGUUGGGGUGGGUUGGGGUGCUGGGGUGGGUCACAGAUGGGAUCAAUACUUUAUCUGUCUCUCCCGCCCCCUCCUCUGUGGUCCCUCUCCUAUCCAUGCGCCAUCCGCGCUUUCAUCCUCGUUAUUGCAGGCCCUGUUUGACAACAAGGAGGAGAAGCUCGGCAUGCUGGACGAAGUUCUUAAAUACCUCUCCCAAGCGGGACUUGAUGAGGCGGGACCCAAUGGAACGACAACGAAUGGGACGGGGCUGAGUGAAACAAGACUGAAUGGAAUGGCGACGAAUGCGACGGGCAUGGAUGUAACAGGCGUGGAUGGGCAGGAGGGAAGGGGCGAAAGGGAGAGCUCGGGGGAGGGUGGCGCACGUGCGUUGCCAGGCCUCAACGCUCUUGACAUCCCUGUGCCUGAAAUGGUGGGUGGGUGUGUUGUGUUGUUGUAA